Molecule: messenger RNA, 1949 nt
Organism: Eleginops maclovinus (Patagonian blennie)
Lineage: Eukaryota; Metazoa; Chordata; Actinopteri; Perciformes; Eleginopidae
Gene: tor2a
Product: torsin family 2, member A
Exons: 5
Coding region: 103-1041 (312 amino acids)
Cellular component (GO): nuclear envelope; endoplasmic reticulum lumen
Molecular function (GO): ATP hydrolysis activity; ATP binding
Source: RefSeq, a predicted model, not a curated record
UGUUUCUGGACGACUUCCUCGAAAUAGUAAAACUACAACAUUUACUGGUUGUCGUUAGCAGAAGCUACAUUCGGGUUUCCUGUCUGCCAACAGGCAGCCAAAAUGUUUGCGUUUCUGUCAGUACUGCUUUUAUACCUUUUUCAUCCGGUUUUUGGCGUUUUUCAGAAACUCUACUGCAGCAUAUCUGAAAGCUGUGAGUGUGACUUUAAGCCAAAUAUCAGAGAUCUGGAGUGGGACCUUUACAAGAAUGUUUAUGGACAACAUCUGGCUCAGGACAUAGUGUCAGAGGAGGUGGCGAAGUUCCUUAAGAAUAAAAACCCUGAUCGGCCCCUGGUGCUGUCGUUCCAUGGCUCCUCUGGCACGGGAAAGACGAUGGUCAGCUCCAUGAUGGGAAAUCAUCUGUAUGGCUCUGCGAUGAGCAGCCCGUACGUCCAUCAGUUUGUUCCCACGCUGCACUUCCCCUUACCUGACCGAGUCAAACAAUACAGGGAGGAGUUGAAGAGGUGGGUGCAGGGGAACCUGACAGAGUGUGCGCGCUCCGUCUUCUUAUUUGACGACAUGGAGAAGAUGCCUCCAGGUCUCAUUGAUGUUUUGGAGCCUUUCCUUGGUCCAUCCCACGUUGUUUUUCGCACCAACUACCGGAAGGCCAUCUACGUUUUCAUUGGCACCACAGGAGAGGAGGUGAUUAACAGAGCGACUUUAGAGAUCCGGCAGACGGGACAGGAGAGGGAGGACAUCAAGCUGGACGACUUGCAGGAAGCCAUCGCACAGGCGGUUUACAACUCUUCUCUCUCCAGGCGGCUUCUUCACUCCAGCGUGAUCCAGCAGAAACUCAUCACCCGCUUUGUCCCCUUCCUGCCGCUGAGCCGACGCCACGUGGAGCGCUGCGUCCGCUCGCAGCUCUGCCAGCGGGGCAGCUGCGGCCGUACAGACGUGGUGAGGGCAGUAGGGGAAGACAUGCUCUACACCCCCGCCCAGGGACAGUACUUCUCCAGAACCGGCUGUAAAGCAGUCCCCGCCAAAAUCAACCUCUUCCUGUGAGCCGAGGGGCAAUCCGAUUGUUGAUUUUUUUGAAGGACUGAAAGGGAAAACUCUUUGAGGUGAGUCAGUGAAGACGAACAGAGUCAGUCAGUCCCUCACAUGGAGGUCAGAGCAGCGUCUCCGGAGUGGCGUCGAGGAGUCUUCCUGCACAGGGGAAUUUAAAUCACAGCCUCCUGUAUUCAAAGCAUGAUGAGGUUCCUUGAAAGCAAGUCAAAAUCUGAAUAUUAUUCAGUGUCAAAACCAGGAUUUCUGCCACGCUCUACCUCAAAGCCAACACUUCCUUUAAUUUAUGAACUCUGAAGGUGGUCCUGCUGUCCUUCUAUCUAAAAGGCUAUUUAUUCAGUAUUUAUUUAUCAGCAAUGCCCUCCUUUCACUUUUAUACAAACACACUCAUUUCAGGUCCCACUCUACACCUACAGGACCGCAACGUGUUUUGUCAAUCAUUGGUGCUGAACCAAUUCUGAUAAAUGUUGUUGGAAAUAUACAAUAAUUAUAAGAUUAUCCACCAAUAUCUGACCUUAAAAUAAGAACCCAUUAUCGUUGAAAUAGCAGCUCCUUUUUUCAAUAAAAAAAGGAGCUGCUUCCGUCAGGAAUUAAGAGUGUCAUGUCCAUAUUUUUCAAGAAAACAUUGAGGAAGAAAUCUAAAGACCGAAGAAGGGCUUUACUUGAAAUAGUGAUAGAGAACGUCAUCAUUUCUGCCACCAGAGGGCAGUAAAUACUUCCUUUUGCAGAGAGUGCAGGAGGUGACGCAGAGUUCACAAACAAAUGAAAUAAUAUGUUGUUUCUUUAAUGUAAAAUGUAUUGUAAGAAUGUUGCCUGUGUUUUUAAUACACACUCAAAAUGCACUUUAUUUCUAUGAAAGAUAAAAUGGAUCUGUCAAUCUGCCAAAAUAAAUCAUUACAUUCUGA